AUGCUGAGGACCAUAGGACCAUCACAUAUAAUUCCAAUACUGAGACAGCAAGGUGUAAGAGCAUACUCUCCAGCUGUGUCAUUUUCGGACAUAACGAAGAAAAGAGAUUCAAGAUCAGAACCUGAGACCUUCCUAUCGAAUACUAAUGUAUCGAAAACGGGAGGCUCUAGUAGAUUUAACGCUCCACAAAUUACCCUUGCUAAUGUGACGAGCCCAUUCGGUUCCACGGGGAAGAAUGGCACUAAUGUGGUUGUUAGAUACUUAAUGAGUUGCCUUUUUACUAAGAAUAACACACAUAUUACAUAUUCUGCUGUGGUGGAAGAUACAAGUUUCCAACAAAAGAAUCCAACCAUGUCUUAUAAUGAGAAAUACUUGUAUUACUGUAAAUUACCGCAUAAGGUAAAAUUUGCUAUUUCAACAGGAUGUCUUGGAUUUAGGAAAGCUGCCAGGGGUGAGUAUGAAGCUGGAUUUCAAACUGCAACUAGAGCUUUCCAAAUGAUUGAAGAAAAAGGGUUGUUGGAUAAGAAUAUUGAAAUUGUCAUGAAGGAUUUUGGUAAGGGGAGAGAAGCGUUUAUUUCAGCGUUGAAUGGGAAAGAAGGUAAUGUCGUAAGAAAUAAAAUUUCAAGGAUUUGGGAUAAAACUCCUUUGAAAUUUGGUGGGGUUAGGUCACCCAAGAUUAGGAGGUUAUGA
Messenger RNA from Naumovozyma castellii, 690 nucleotides. It is a transcript of the gene MRPS18, whose product is annotated as mitochondrial 37S ribosomal protein uS11m. Lineage: Eukaryota; Fungi; Ascomycota; Saccharomycetes; Saccharomycetales; Saccharomycetaceae. The record is from RefSeq and is a predicted model, not a curated record. The coding region runs from base 1 to 690 and encodes 229 amino acids. The transcript has a single exon.